AGCCGGGCUGCGACGCCGAGGGCCGGGCCAGCCCCGCCGCCGGGCGCGCGGGCUCGCCGGGCUCCCCCACGGGCCGCUGCGCGGAGCCCGGGCCGGGGCCGGCGGAGGACGCGGUGCGGCUGCUCGGCGCCGGGACGGACGGCAGGAGACUCCCCCGGGCGAUCGCGCUCAUCGGCCUGCCCACAUACAUGAAGUCCUUGCAGUGGGCCCUGGCUGUCAUGGCUGUGCUUCUGGCCUUCUCCACAGUUGCCAUCGUGGUCCUGGCCUCCAGAGCAGGAGCCAGGUGCCAGCCGUGCCCCCAGGGCUGGCUGUGGACGCAGGAGCACUGUUACUACCUCUCUGCGGAGCCCCAGGCCUGGGAGCCCAGCCAGGCUUUCUGCUCGGCCCACCGUGCCACCCUCCCCCUGCUGCGCCACACCCAGGACUUCCUGAGUAGACAGCCCAUCACCACGCACUCCUGGCUGGGGGCCCGGCGAGGCCCCCAGGGCUGGCACUGGAUGGACGGGGUGCCCCUGCCGCCCCCGCUGCUCCCGGAGGAAGAUGAGGACGACCCGGCUCUCAGCUGCGGGGUCCUGGAGGCGGGCAGGCUCGUGGCCGUCAACUGCAGCUCCCGCAGGCCCUGGGUCUGUGCCAGGGGGGCCCAGUGACUCGGGUCCCAGCGGGCUGAGCCUGCGGGGGGCCGCCCCAGGCUUCCAGGCGUCCCCGCUGCACGCCUGGAUACUGGACUUGCGCUUCGAGAAGGUCACGCCCAGGAGGAGACUGAGGGCCGGUGCGCGUCCAGCGCCUGAGGCCACUCUGCUCGUAGCCGUUCUGAGCCCCGCUUUGCUUCUCAUUAAAACAGCCAUUUCCCAUCCUCCCCCGCCUGCGCCGCCCUGCGCUGCCCUGUUUCCGUCUGGGAGGAAGCCAGGCCCAGCAGUCGCAGGAGACCAGGGCUGGGCUCCCCGUGGGUCGCGUGGGUCGCCCUGGGCGGCCGGAGCGCGGGGCCCCCAGGAGGCCUGGCCGAGGCAGAAGACAAGACUUGCGGGCAGCGUGGUAGGCAGAAGCAGCGGCAAAGCCAGGGGCCGGGCAGCGAGGGAGCCAGGGCGGAUGUCAGGUUCGGGCAGCUCUCGCACCCGCAGCCCCUGCGCCGGCACUGAGGGAAGGCUCUGCUCUGUGGCCUGGGACCCUCCCCAGGGCAGGACCCUGUCCCUGCACCUCGUCUGUAGCCACAUUGUCCUCUCUGCAGCCGGACCAUGCGCCCAAGUUCCUCCCAAGGAAACCUUCCCUGGGGCCGGCGUGGUGGCGCCACGGGUUAAGCUGCCACUCGCAACACCGGCAUCCCACGUGGGAGCACAGGUUCAAGUCCUGGCUGCUCCACUUCCGACCCAGCCUCCUGCCGAGGUGCUGGCACUCAGGAGACCUGGCUGGAGUUCACGGCUCCUGGCCUUGGCCUGGCCCCGUCCUGGCUGUAGUCGUUUGGAGAAUGAGCCAACGGAUGGAGAAUCUCUCUCUCUCUCUCUGUCACUCUGCCUUUCAAAUGAAAGGAACCAGCAUUAGUGCAUUUUAAACAAAGGGCUCGUAUGGGCCAUUGGAGAGAAAGGCAUGAAGAAUCUUUUUUUUUUCUUUGAAAAAUUAUUUAUUUACUUGAGGGGUUGAGUUACAGAUGGAGAGAGGGAGAGACAGAGAGAGAGGUCUUCCAUCCACUGGUUACUCCCCAGAUGGCCACAGCAGCCAGACUGAGCUGAUGCAAAGCCAGGAGCCAGGAACUUGUCUUCCCGGUCUCCCACACAGGUGCAGGGACCCAAGGACCUGGGCCAUCUUCCACUGCUUUCCCAGGCCAUAGCAGAGAGCUGGAUCAGAAGUGCAGCAGCCAGGUCUUGAACCAGCACCCAUGUGGGAUGCCGGCACUGCAGGCGGCGGCUUUACCCUCUGCACCACAGCGCCGGCCCCCGGGACAGAGUCGUAGAGGAGAGAGAUUCCCUACCAUUCUCAGGAAGGAACAGCGACAGGGAGGUGGCAGUGUCCUGGGCAGUGUGAGAUGGGUAAGAGGCCACCAGCUAGAAGGCGGAGGCUGUGGAGUAAGAGCUCCUGCCCGCGUCCACAGCCUGCCCCUCCCCGCGGCUGGCUCUGCAGGGGCCCGGGGACACCGUGAGGGGCAGUGGAGUGGAGGGAGGCGCCAGGUCAUCUCAAACACGCCUCGCCCCACCGGCUGCUCUGUAACGAGUGCUCCCACACUAGCCACAGUUAGAGAGCUCCCACACUAACCACAGUUAGAGAGCUCCCACACUAGCCACAGUUAGAGUACUCCCACACUAACCACAGAGUGCUCCCACACUAACCACAGUUAGAGAGCUCCCACACUAACCACAGUUAGAGAGCUCCCACACUAACCACAGUUAGAGAGCUCCCACACUAGCCACAGUUAGAGAGCUCCCACACUAACCACAGUUAGAGAGCUCCCACACUAGCCACAGUUAGAGAGCUCCCACACUAACCACAGUUAGAGAGCUCCCACACUAACCACAGUUAGAGAGCUCCCACACUAACCACAGUUAGAGUGCUCCCACACUAACCACAGUUAGAGAGCUCCCACACUAACCACAGUUAGAGAGCUCCCACACUAGCCACAGUUAGAGAGCUCCCACACUAACCACAGUUAGAGAGCUCCCACACUAGCCACAGUUAGAGAGCUCCCACACUAGCCACAGUUAGAGAGCUCCCACACUAACCACAGUUAUUUGUUUCCAAAUAAUUCUUUUCCGCCUCCUGAUUGACCUGCAGUACUUUUGCUUUGUUUUUAUUUUAAUUUUUUUUUUAUUUUUUUAAAUUUUUUGACAGGCAGAGUGGACAGUGAGAGAGAGAGACAGAGAGAAAGGUCUUCCUUUAGCCGUUGGUUCACCCUCCAAUGGCCGCCGCAGCUGGCGCACUGCGCUGAUCCGAAGCCAGGAGCCAGGUGCUUCUCCUGGUCUCCCAUGGGGUGCAGGGCCCAAGCACUUGGGCCAUCCUCCACUGCACUCCCUGGCCACAGCAGAGAGCUGGCCUGGAAGAGGGGCAACCGGGACAGAAUCCGGCGCCCCGACCGGGACUAGAACCUGGUGUGCCGGCGCUGCAGGUGGAGGAUUAGCCUAGUGAGCCAGGGCGCCGGCCUUAUUUUAAUUUUUAAAGAUUUAUUAAUUUAUUUGAGAGGCAGAGUUAGAGAAAGGGAGAGACAGAGAGAUCGACCUUCCAUCUGCUGGUUCACUCCCCAGCACCCACAGUGACCAGGGCUGGGCCAGGCUGA
This is a messenger RNA of Oryctolagus cuniculus (rabbit), 3259 nucleotides long. It is a transcript of the gene KLRG2, whose product is annotated as killer cell lectin like receptor G2. The record is from RefSeq and is a predicted model, not a curated record. Lineage: Eukaryota; Metazoa; Chordata; Mammalia; Lagomorpha; Leporidae.